Sardina pilchardus (European sardine) is the source of this 3240-nucleotide messenger RNA. RefSeq names its product cytochrome P450 2J2-like. The transcript has 9 exons. Lineage: Eukaryota; Metazoa; Chordata; Actinopteri; Clupeiformes; Clupeidae. The record is from RefSeq and is a predicted model, not a curated record. Gene Ontology annotation, molecular function: heme binding; oxidoreductase activity, acting on paired donors, with incorporation or reduction of molecular oxygen, reduced flavin or flavoprotein as one donor, and incorporation of one atom of oxygen; iron ion binding. Gene Ontology annotation, biological process: xenobiotic metabolic process. Gene Ontology annotation, cellular component: intracellular membrane-bounded organelle; cytoplasm. Bases 1168 to 2661 code for a protein of 497 amino acids.
ACAGAACUUUGAAUUGCCGUUUUCCAGAGCAAAGGUUUGGACAUUUGUGUGAAAGUCUUGAAGAGGCCUAUAGGAGUUUAGCUCAUAGUAGUAGCCUACUUCAAAACCCAAACUGAAUAAAUAAAUAAAUCGGUGCCUCCUAAAACAAGUUGCUACAGCCAACACCAAGAGAAAGUAGCUACAGUGGACCCCUGAAAGCAGCUGGCCUGCUCCUCCUUUUCAUGGGUCAGCUGAGGGUGGUGGGGUUGGGUCUCCAUCCUCACUUUUAAAGCAACACUGAAGCACUUUCCCUCUGUCGCACCCAUGCUAUUUGUUUAUCCAGCAAAUAACAGACAAGGUAGAAUAUGUUGCAUGAUUUUAUGAAAGUAGGCCUAUGAUGUACCUAGGCUAUUGCGACAUCGAAGCAAGUCAAAUGUGUAGUUUCUGAUGUCUCAUGAGUCAUUUCAUCAAACUACAGAUGCACUACCCCAUCUUGUACAUAGUGUGGUUAUACUGUAACCGAUAUAGAGGACCGCAAAGUGAAAGCAGAAGUGCCGCUCACCUUGUUACGAGUUGAUGAACCCCUGAAAUGAUUUUGGAAACAUUAUUUUAAGGUACGAAAAACUCUUUAGUGUUGCUUUAAGGAAUGCAACUACCAUUUGAAAUGUCCUAACGUGCCAACAAACAAGGAGGUCCAAGGUUUAACACAUGAGGUGGUAAAACCUUUUUACAAUAGCCAAUUCAACAGUGAUUUUAUUGCACUGCAAGUUGCAAUGAAUAGGCGAGCGCAGCAUAGGCUACAGAACAACAAAAGUAGCCUGCUGUAGGCUAAUAUUAACACAGGUCGCAGUAGUAGCACUUUAAUUUGAUGUUAAAUAAAACAUAUAACUCCUCGCUCAUAAUGAAAGGAGAGAAGAGGAAUGUACAUUCGAAUACAAAGGGGUGUCCAGAACAUCUAUUUAAUACUGUAUAUUGCUUUCAUAAUUUCUAUGAAAACAAAUCUGACGUCACCGGUAGAUCUCGCUGCUGCAAGAGGUCAGUUGAGGACAGUUGAACUUGAAUUACACGCCCGACGUAGCCUAGUCACUCAAAUAUUGGGCAGUGCUCUUUCUUUUACUAUCCAUGGCUGUGCUUCAUCAUGAUCUGAACCUAUGAACUGAACCCACAUCUGAUGUGAAGGCUAUCGAUAUGACUGUCCUUCUAUGCAUCUCAGAGUUUUUGGACAUUAAGAGUGUUUUGUUGUUUCUUUCGGUUUUCCUUUUAAUAUAUGACUAUGUCCAAAACAAACUGCCAAAGAAUUUUCCUCCUGGGCCGUGGUCAUUGCCCUUCAUAGGCGACAUGCAUCGUAUUGAUUUCAGCGAAAUGCAUCUACAGUUUUUCAAGUUCGCUGAAAAAUAUGGGGAUAUUUUCACUCUUAGAGCUCUUGGAUCACGAAUGGUUGUCUUCAAUGGCCACAAAGUAGUGAGAGAAGCAUACAUCAAGCAAGGAGAAAACUUUGUUGACCGCCCGUCCUUACCCUUGUUCAGUGAUAUAUACGGAAACAAAGGGCUGGUUGCAUCUAAUGGAAAUAGUUGGAAACAGCAGAGAAGGUUCGCGCUUCACACCCUGAGGAAUUUUGGACUGGGCAAGAGCAGCCUUGAGCCCUCCAUCCUUCAAGAGUGCAGUUAUCUAAAUGAAGCAUUCGCUAAUGAGCAAGGUAAACCGUUCAAUCCACAAUGGCUGGUUAUCAAUGCUGUGUCCAACAUAAUCUCUGUGCUGGUCUUUUCGGACCGCUUUGAGUACUCCAGCAAUGACUUCCAGUCUCUCCUGAAAAAUAUAAAAGAGGCUGUCAUUUUGGAAGGAAGUAUAUGGGCCCAGCUUUACAAUACGUUCCCAUGGUUAAUGAGACGAGUACCUGGCCCACACAGGGAGAUUAUCUCACUUUGGAAUAAAGUGAUUGACUUUGUAAAGUCAAAAAUUGAGGAUCAUCGUGCACACUAUGAUCCCUCAGAUCCAAAGGAUUACAUUGAUUGUUUCCUUGGAGAAAUGGAAAAGUGGAAGGAUGAUGAAGCAUCAGGCUUUGAUGUGGACAACCUGUCUAUCUGCACUCUGGACCUGUUUGUAGCAGGGUCUGAAACCACCUCUACUACCAUGUACUGGGCGCUGUUGUAUAUGAUCAAUUACCCUGAGAUACAGCGAAAGGUUCAAGAGGAGCUAGACCGAGUGGUGGGAUCUUCGCGACAGCCCUCCACAGCCGACAGAGAGAACUUGCCUUACACUAAUGCUGUGAUCCACGAGAUCCAGAGAUUUUCCAACAUAAUUCCAAUAAACUUACCAAGAAUAACUGGCCAAGACACCCAAGUUGGAGACUACAAUAUUCCCAAGGGCACAAUGGUGUUUGGCAACCUGACAUCUGUUUUGUUUGAUGAGACGCAAUGGGAGACCCCUCACACCUUCAACCCAGGCCACUUCCUGGAUGCAGAGGGGAAGUUCAUAAGGAAGGAGGCCUUUGUGGUUUUCUCUCUAGGAAAGAGAGUGUGCCUGGGAGAGCAGCUGGCCAGAAUGGAGCUGUUCUUGUUCUUCAGCUCGCUGCUCCAGCGGUUCUCCUUCUCACCAUCAGAGGGCGUAGAACCCAGUCUGGAGUUUGAACUCGGAUCCGUUCUUGGCCCAAAACCUUACCAACUGCGUGCUGUUCCUCGCUAAGACCAAGACAUCCUUUAAAAUGCUGUGCUGCUUUCCAAUAAAUAUGUGUAUUUUUAGGAAUCCUGUAUAUUUCAAUAUUGCACAAUAUUAAAGGAACCGUAUGUAAGAAAUGUAUUUCAAUUAAUCAUAAAAUGGCCCUGAUAUGUCACUAGACAUUAAGAAAUCAUGCUCAUUUCAAAUACUUAUAUCACUGACAACAGUAGUCUGGCCAGGAUAUUGUCAUUUAAAAAGUGAAGUUGCAGCCCUCAACUGAUGUUGAUGUUUACAUAUUGUGUGUUUUGGCCUGAUGCGCCACCCUCCACCUAUCUACUGAUCACAAAAUCAGUAGUGUUUCGGCAUCCGGGUUGCCAACUUCAACUCAGGGAGGAGGGGGAGGGGAUACACCACUCUACAAUAUUUUGAAAGUGAUUGCAGUACCAGUUUUGGCCAGAAUCCUACAUACGGUUCCUUUAAAUAACAAUAUGGUGUGAAUUAAUUCUCAAAUAAAAUGUGCAUGCUUUAUUUCUAUUUGUAUGAUUUCUGAACAGUGUAUAUUGCAAAUAAUCAUUCAGAUUUGUUUCCCGCACAUUCUAUUGGAUA